AUGGCGGGUCCUGCCUUGGUCGCCAGCGCUGCGCGGGCGCGCGUGCGAAAGCGACCGAGGGCCAGUCGACAGUGUGGAGAGCAGGAGGCUUCCUGGCAUGCUCGAUAUGCAGCACCGGUUAAGCUUGCCCAAGGGCGCUCCACUCAGCGUUUCGCACUGGGCGACGCGCGGGCAAAGGAGCAUUUGCAGAAGGAGGGCUAUGUGGUCCUUGCUGACGUGCUCGCCCCCAAUGAGGUUGAAGAGGCUACGGAUCGGUUCUGGAGCUAUCUGAGUGCCUCAUCAGCUGGGGCGGUGCAGCGAGAGUCUCCACUGACAUGGCAAAGCCAUCUGUGGCCGGGCCAAGAUUACAAUGGCCUUAUCAACAGUGGAGGAAUUGGCCAGUCGGACUUCAUGUGGUACGUCCGCAGCAAUCCAAAGGUUAUUGCUGCCUUUGCCGAUGUCUGGGACGUGGACAAGGAGGAUUUGAUCGUGAGCUUUGAUGGCUGCUGUGCCUUUCGGCCUCCUUCGAUUGAUCCCAGGUGGCGGACACGUGCCGGGUGGUUUCACACAGAUCAGAACGGUCGCACCACUGGGAGCGACUUCGUCUGUGCCCAGGGCCUCGUGGCGCUCACGGACGGUGACGAAGCCACUGGUGGACUCGCCGUUUUGCCGGGCACCCACAGGAGCCACGAGGCAAUCUUCCAGAGAUAUCCACUGGAACGCGAGAAUGACUUCUUCAUCCUCCCUCGCUCGGACGAGCUGUUGAGUGAGGCUCACCACUUGAAGCCCCACAUCGUCAAGGUGAAAGCCGGCGACCUGGUCCUGUGGGACAGCCGGCUCAUCCACUGCAAUGUGCCAGCUUUCCAUCGUUUCGAUGAGAUGCCCUUGGACGCUGCCUUGGAGGACCGGGGCCUGCAAGCUGCAAACAAAGCGCUGCUACCCGAACUCACGAGCGUGGCAGAUGCGGCGUGGAUGUGGGCGUUGCAUGAAGCUGCUUUCGACGAGAUGCUUGUCUCAUGGGGCUUGAGCUCCGCCUCUCUGCGAGACGACGUUUCCAGGCAGUGUGCCGCUUGGACGAAGCAGCUCUCCGAGGAGCUCUACUCCGACUCCACACCGAGGCUCUCCCGAUUGGUGGCGUAUGUGUGCGCGACACCCCGUGGCUCUACGCCUGGCCUUCUGCGCUUGCGCCAAGCUGCAGUUCUGCUGGGUGCGACUACAUCGCACUGGCCAGACCGAUGUGCCAUCACGGAUGCCCCAGUGAACCGCGCCGGGUUGGUGGAGUUCAGCUCGCUGGACCCUCUGACGUUCAGGCCCGGGCUGCGAAUCCAAUAA
This is a messenger RNA of Symbiodinium necroappetens, 1311 nucleotides long. The record is from the annotation of a GenBank genome assembly. NCBI's taxonomy places the organism in Eukaryota, Dinophyceae, Suessiales, Symbiodiniaceae.